AUGGAGUAUUCCAAUCUCAUUCAUUGGGAUUCCAUAUUUUCUGCUCCUGGCAUCUGUAGUCAUGCCAUCAAGCAGCCCCGGUCCGACACAACCUGCGUAAUCUACAUGUUGCCGGGGAGAAUUGACCACUUGAAGACCGAAGCCCUCAAAGACAACCCACUAAUGAAUUGCACCACACUCAGUGUCCUCGCAGCAAACAUCUGGAAGGCAAGAACCAUUGCCACAGGUUUGCCUGAUGACCGGAUAUCUACCAUGUUAUUCCCCGUGGUUAUACGCAAAAGGGUGGUCCCACACGUGCUAGAUGGGUUUGCAGGCAAUGCAGUCAUGCCAGGGUUUGUACGUGCGAGCACGCAUGAGCUGAAGACGAGUAGGGCUUCUGUUCUUGUGGGGAAAAUUCAAGAAGGGCUAGAAAGGUUGGAUGAUGGGUAUGUGAAAUCAGGUAUUGAUUGGCUUGAAGUGCAUAAAGGGGUGCCUUGUAUGGUUGAUAGCUUCUCAGUGGUGGCUUGGUGGAAGCUUGGAUUGGAGAUGGCCCAUUUUGGGUGGGGCCCUAUUAGAUGUAUUACCCUAGCUGAAAUGAAGCCAGGCCUGGUCUUUCUAUUGCCAGGGGAGAAAGAUGAGGGAGGGAUUAAUGUGUGCUUGGAACUACCUUCUGAUCAUAUGAAGGAAUUUUACAAGCUAAUGAUGGAAGAUUGA
Molecule: messenger RNA, 693 nt
Organism: Magnolia sinica
Lineage: Eukaryota; Viridiplantae; Streptophyta; Magnoliopsida; Magnoliales; Magnoliaceae
Product: shikimate O-hydroxycinnamoyltransferase-like
Exons: 1
Coding region: 1-693 (230 amino acids)
Source: RefSeq, a predicted model, not a curated record